Messenger RNA from Dendrobium catenatum, 1656 nucleotides. RefSeq names its product WAT1-related protein At5g64700. Bases 313 to 1374 code for a protein of 353 amino acids. Gene Ontology annotation, molecular function: transmembrane transporter activity. The transcript is spliced from 8 exons. Gene Ontology annotation, cellular component: plasma membrane. The record is from RefSeq and is a predicted model, not a curated record. Lineage: Eukaryota; Viridiplantae; Streptophyta; Magnoliopsida; Asparagales; Orchidaceae.
AGCCUCAAAUAGGCUUCUCCCUACUGAGAGCAAAACUAAUUGCUCUGCCGUUUGCCUUUCUUAUAUUGGGAACACCAUAAAAAGAUAGCCUUUCAUGCUAACAAAAAAAAAAAGACACUAACUGAACGUCCAGGCAACCCUUUCCCUUCUCGUUUGGAAAACCUUCAAGCAAUCUGUUUUAGCGUUAUCAAGUGAGAAACCUCGCCGGAGAAGGUGAGCUUCGCCGCCGUCUCUUCCUCCUUUGUCUUAAUCCUCAGAGUUUACAGUUGCACCAGUACUCCCCCAGAAGAUAGAAUAACUUGGCAUUCUACCAUGGGAGAUAAGAAACCCUACGUUUCUAUCAUUGUCAUCCAAUUGAUCUACACUGGAUUGUACGUUAUCUCAAAGGCUGCGUUGGAUGAAGGAUUGAGCACAUUCAUCUUCAUUUUCUACCGCCAAUUGGCCUCAACAACCUUGCUUGUUCCCCUAACUAUCAUUUUUGAAAGGAAAUCCAUCUCACGGCUUUCAUUUUGCCUCUCGUUGAAGAUAUUCCUGCAUGCGUUGAUUGGAAUAACUUUCAGCUUAAACGUUUACAAUGGCGGCCUGAAAUAUACUUCAGCAACAGUAGGCUCUGCGGUGACAAACUCAGUUCCUGUGAUCACCUUCUUUUUAGCAUUACUAAUGGGGAUGGAAACUCUGAAGCUUAGGAGCCUUCCAGGGAUAUCAAAGAUCCUAGGGGUAGGAAUAUGCUUGGCUGGAGUUAUAACUAUUGCCCUAUACACUGGGCCUCACUUAAAGCCUUUGAUCAAGUAUCAUCCCUUUGGCCACAAAAAUAAUGCAAGUGAUGGCUCUCUACACUCUAAGGAGAAUUGGAUUAAAGGAACUCUUCUCUUAAUUACAGCCAACUCAGCUUGGUCAUUUUGGAUUGUCCUUCAGGGGUGGUUAUUGAAAGAGUACCCUUCAAAGCUUCAAUUCACGGCCAUAGAAAGUGUUUUCAGUGCAAUACAGUCAUUUCUUGUUGCUCUAGCAUUUGAGAGAGACAUCUCACGCUGGAAGUUGAGGUUGGACAUGGGAUUGCUUGCCAUUGCUUAUUGUGGAUUUAUUGUUACUGGUGUCUCCUUUUACUUGCAAUCUUGGUGCAUAGACAAGAGAGGCCCUGUAUUCCUUGCAAUGUCCACUCCAUUGUCUUUAGCUUUCACCAUGCUCUGCUCAUCAUUCUUAUUAGGGGAGGAGAUUCCUUUGGGGAGUGUUUUAGGAGGAAUAUUGAUGGUUGGAGGGCUUUAUAGCGUCCUAUGGGGUAAGAGCAAAGAAGAGAACAAAUGCCAAUCCUCAAAAGAAAGCACAAAAGAAUGUGAGGAAGAUAAGGAAGUCACACCAACAGAUUAUCAAGUUUAAUUUAGCUUUAUCAUAGUGCUCAUAUGAUGUAUCUUGGCCAUCUAUUUAAUUCUACUUUAUUGGCAUGAAUUAGAGGUUUUGUGAAAGCUUUUUUUUUUGGACGAAUAACUCCAAAAAUUAUACCCUCAAAAGGGGGUUCCAUGUACAAAAGAGAAGGUUGUAACUUACAAUAAGUGGGCUUGAGAUCGACUCGUUUAAAAAAUAUUUAUAAUGAUAUUUUUUAUAUAUAAUAAUAUGCAUCACAUGCAUUGGUGCUUCUCAAACGAGCUCGAUCUCGAGCUC